Papilio polytes (common Mormon) is the source of this 2765-nucleotide messenger RNA. RefSeq lists its product as uncharacterized. Gene Ontology annotation, molecular function: zinc ion binding. Bases 289 to 2151 code for a protein of 620 amino acids. The record is from RefSeq and is a predicted model, not a curated record. The transcript has 14 exons. Lineage: Eukaryota; Metazoa; Arthropoda; Insecta; Lepidoptera; Papilionidae.
UUCGCGAUUAAAGCAAUGGCGUCUUUGUGAGUUGUCCUUUUCGCACGAUAUUUUCUCAAUUUUAUAUUAUCAAAACAUAACUUUAUGUUUACAUUGGAAUGUUAAUGUGCAUACUGUCAUAUUGUUAAGUUUUCCUGAAUUUAAGUGUUUUUAUGGUUAACUGUUAAGACAAUGUUUUGUGUCGGGAGAGGCAGUUCGUGCGGCAAUAUAUUUAAGCCUUGGAAAACAAGUCUAUAAGUUUUAAACUCCUUCCCGCGCCUUAUAAAAUAAACUCUUUAAUAAUACAAAAUGGAUAAAAAAAGCAAGAAGAAAACUGUUAUAAAGCGGAAAGCUGAAGACCCAAACGAAAGUGAAAAGAAAAAAAUCAUGAUUACUCGAAAAGUUGAGGAAGAAAAAGAUAAGGUUGAGGUGGUCAAUCAGGUGGUUGAGGUACCCGUGGAGCAAGGUCAGCAGAUUGUUCAUACCGGUCAGAUAGUGGAAGGAAACUUCGAGCAGUCAGUAUUUGUAAAUAUGAAAGGGGAGCCUGUGCAGAUAGGACCAAACACAGUUAUACUAUACGAGCAAACGAAUGGGACUCCAGCUAAUUUCGCUUUCGGCGGUAUGUGGACCAUGGAUUCUUCUGGAAGGAUAGUGAUGGCGGAGACUAUAUACGAUGUGAAAGGUGAACCGGAUGAGGAAACCGCGACUUUUGUUCAGAAUACAAAUGAAGUUGCUAACCAACCAGUAGAAGAACAGUCAGCAACAUUUCAACAGUUUGAACUGACCACUAAUUCUCAAGUCGAGGGUCAGGAAUAUGAGGUGGCUAUCAUUGAAAACCCCCAAGAUGGAACUGAAAGAUCAACAGACAAUCAGAUUAUCACAACAGAGGCACAGCUAGUAGCAACAGGUCCGGGGGCUGUGCGUUGGUUGAAUCAGAAAUAUGACUUUGUUGUCCGGAAACUGCAGUUAAAUUAUGACGCUGGUGUGAAAUUAAUGUAUUCGGAUUCGGGAUGUAUUCAAUGCGUAUAUUUCACAACACCGAGUAUGCAACAAGCUUUCAACGCUGUGCCACAGUUCCUAUGUAUUGAGACAGGUAUAGAGUUCAACAGCAACAUAUCUGCAGUGACAGGAUCGACUGCGUCAAGUAUUAAACAUAAUGUGACUUUGUUCCUCGCUGAAGAUGGCAACGGGAAGUCUGUUAUAGUUAGUGCAGGUAUAUCAACGUUGAUUGGUGAAGAUUUAAGAUGGUUGUUAGAGACUUUUAAGUCUUGUAACCCCGCUUGGAGACAGGUCCGUUGUGUGGUCUGUGACCCCACUAAAUCACAAGAGGAAGUAAGGUCGGAGUUCCCCAACGCGCAUGUAACAUGUUCAGUAUGGCAAGCGUCGUGUGCCGCUGCCAACCUAGUUGCGGAGACGGCGCGGCGUGAGGACGGCACCGCGGUGAUGCUGAGCACCCUCACUCAUGAGGAGCUGGCCACGCGCUGCAAGGCGUAUGCCCUCGCCACCCUGAGGGGAGACCACACGCCGGUCCAACUGCAGACGUUAAAACGCAAUAUAAUAGGCAGCGGUGCUGGUUCAAUGAGGUUAUUGGAUGUUGUAACUAAGUGUUCGGGAGCUAUAACCAAGUUUGAUCAAUGGCUGGAAGCGGAAAACUACACAAAUAUACUACAUAAGUGUACAUGUACACACACAAACACACCACGCCACAGCAGUGCGGCGAUAUGCAAAUACGGUACAUCAACUCAGGAGUGCUCCUGCCUCUUCAGCAAGGUGUUCCGGCUGCCGUGUCGGCAUAUACUGAUGCUGACCACUGAGUUAAAGGUGAAAACUCACAUACCAUUCGAGCCUCGUUGGACAGUACAGUACUGUCUUUUCGGCUGUGAUACUGGAAAUGCCUCCACGGGUAACAGCGGCACAUUCCUGGAGCAAGUGGUAGUGGAUGAAGGACAUCGACAGACCUUGCCUCAGCAAAUACAUGCGGUGGGUGGCGUAAGACAGCAGCAAUACGUACUAGCGACGCCAGGACAGCCCGCCACGCCAGUGUCUCAGGUGAUAUUCUGCGGCGGAGGUGUUGGGGGCGUGUCCGGGGUGGGGGGAGCCGCCCCCGUCAUCACCUCGGUACUGCCCGCGGGGGGCGCAGUCCUCACCCCACACCAUACACUGCAUCAGUGAAGUGAAGUGUUGAAAAGUGUUGGAAAGUGGUUGAAAAAUGUUGGAAAGUGGUUGAAGAGUGUUGGAAAGUGGUUGAAGAGUGUUGUAAAGUGGUUGAAAAGUGUUGAAAAGUGUUUUGUGAAGUUAAGAGUCAACAGGAAAGUAUAAGAACUCUAAUUUGACAGGUUUAUGCCUAAAGUACAGGCAUUCUGCGGUGUACCAUUUCCUUUUUUAUAUCAUAAUUGGGUAAUAAGUGAGUGCUGCCCCUAUGGACAUGUUUAUACAAGUGUUGCCUACUUGUACGAGGAGACAAACAAAGAGUAUUUCCUCUACCCAUGUCUCCUCCACUGUCAAAUCCACUUUCCCUUCCGAUCAUUUACAAGGAAAUUGUUAGUUUGUUAAACUAUUGAAUUAAACUUGUAAAUUGUCACAGAUUUGGAAGAUCUGGAAGAACACAGGUUAUUUAUGUUUUUUUAUACCACUCAAAGUCGCAAGCGAAAGCUAGUAUAUCUGUAUGAAUACAUUAUUUUACAAAACAAAGAUGUUUUUCACAAUAGGAAGAUCCUUUUGUAACAUAUUUCUAGAAUUAAUGUGAAUUGUUUUUAGCUAAUUUGUUUAAUAAAAUAUUAAUUUGA